This is a messenger RNA of Populus nigra (black poplar), 4767 nucleotides long. RefSeq names its product pentatricopeptide repeat-containing protein At5g55840. The transcript has 8 exons. Gene Ontology annotation, molecular function: protein binding. The record is from RefSeq and is a predicted model, not a curated record. Bases 34 to 3438 code for a protein of 1134 amino acids. Lineage: Eukaryota; Viridiplantae; Streptophyta; Magnoliopsida; Malpighiales; Salicaceae.
UUGAAACAGAAACAGAGCCUUGUUCUGCAAACGAUGAUGCCCCGUUUUAUAUCUUCUUCAACGGCCAAAACAAUCUCUAAAAUCCCACUUCAGUUAUCAAGAUUUAGACCCUUUUCCCACAUAGCCUUCUCUGAUUAUACCAAACAAAGUUUCACAUAUGAUCACAAAAACUCUGCUUUCACCCACCAACAAUCCCCAGCAGAAAUGGAAAAGAGCAUAUACAUAAUGCUGACUCUAGACCGCUGGGACUCACUAAACCACAUGGAAUACAGGUUAGCUUCACUGAGGCCAGUCCAUGGGAGGCUAACUUUGAAAUUCCUCAACUGGGUCAUUAAGCAACCUGGUUUGGAACUCAAUCACCUUACUCAUAUACUCUCCAUCUCUACUCAUAUACUUGUGAGAGCUAGAAUGUAUGAAGCUGCUAAGUCAAUUUUAAGGCAUCUUUCUAAAUUGGGUGUUGGUUCAAAAUCUGUUUUUGAUGCUUUAAUGAACACUUACCCACUUUGCAAGUCCAACCCUUCAGUUUUUGACCUUUUGAUUAGGGUUUAUUUGAGAGAAGGAAUGGUUAUUGAUGCUUUAGAGACUUUUUAUUUGAUGGGUUCUAGAAGGUUUAACCCUUCUGUUUAUACAUGUAAUAUGCUGCUUGGUUCAGUGUUAAAGGAACGGAGGGUUGGGUCGGUUUGGUCUUUUUUUAUGGAAAUGCUAGCUAGGAGGAUUUGUCCAAAUGUUGCUACUUUUAAUAUAUUGAUUAAUGUUUUGUGUGUCGAAGGGAAGCUUAAGGAAGCUGGUUAUCUUUUAAGAAAGAUGGAAGGGAGUGGUUAUGUUCCAACUAUAGUUACUUAUAAUACUAUUCUUAAUUGGUGUUGCAAGAAGGGGCGAUAUAAAGCAGCCUCUGAUUUGAUUGAUAGAAUGGAAUCUAAGGGUAUUGAAGCAGAUGUCUGCACAUAUAAUAUGCUCAUUGAUGAUUUGUGUAAAAACAACAGAAGUGCAAAAGGGUAUUUACUGUUGAAAAAGAUGAGAAAGAGGAUGAUAGCUCCUAAUGAAUUCACUUAUAAUACUCUAAUCAAUGGACUUAUGAAAGAAGGAAAGAUUGGAGGUGCUACUCGAGUUUUUAAUGAGAUGUUGAUGCUUAACCUUUCACCAAACCGUGUUACUUACAAUAUUUUGAUUGAUGGGCAUUGUGAUUGUGGUAAUUUUGAACAAGCUUUGAGGCUUUUGGAUGUGAUGGAAGCAAAGGGACUAAGGCCUGAUGAAGUUAAUUAUGGGGCUCUUUUAAGUGGGUUGUCCAAGCUUGCGAAAUUUGACGUAGCCAAAAGCCUCAUGGAGAGAAUAAGAAUGAGUGGGAUGGUUGUUGGCUACAGAGCAUACACAGCCAUGAUUGAUGGGUUAUGCAAACAUGGAUUGCUUGAUGAGUCUUUGCAAUUGCUUGAUAUGAUGUUCAAGGAUGGUGCAAGUCCAGAUAUUAUUACAUUUUCUGUGCUCAUAAAUGGAUUUUGCAAAGCAGGAAAAAUUAAAAAUGCAAAGGAAGUGAUAUGUAAAAUGUUUAAAGCUGGACUUGCACCAAACUAUGUCAUAUACGCUACUUUAAUUUACAAUUCCUGCAAAAAGGGUGACAUCACAGAAGCAUUCAGGAACUAUGCAACAAUGACUCGCACUGGCCAUGAUGUGGACUAUUUCAUCUGUAAUGUGCUGAUUUCUUCUCUUUGUAGAGCUGGAAGGGUAGCAGAGGCAGAGGAUUUUAUGCGUCAUAUGAGCACAAUUGAUCUUGCCCCUAACUCCAUUACUUUUGAUUGUAUUAUAAAUGGAUAUGGAAUUUUGGGUGAUGCCCUGAAAGCAUUCUCAAUGUUUGAUGAGAUGAUUAAAUUAGGUCAUUGCCCUAGUCAUUUCACAUAUGGUAGUCUGCUUAAAGGGCUAUGCAAGGGUGGAAAUUUGAGGGAGGCAAAGAAAUUACUGUAUAAACUUCACCAUAUUCCUGCUGCUGUUGACACUAAUAUCUACAAUACAAUUCUCACUGAGACAUGUAAACGGGGGAAGUUGUCAGAUGCAGUGGCCCUUUUUGAUGAAAUGGUCCAAUUUAAUGUGCUCCCUGAUAGUCACACAUAUGCUAUCAUUCUUGCUGGGUUAAGUAGGAAAGGCAAAAUGGUGCCUGCUCUUCUUUUCUUUGAAAAAGCACUAGCAAGAGGAACUCUGUCCCCAAAUAAGGUCAUGUACACUAGCUUGUUUGAUGGUUUGUUCAAGGUUGGUCAAUCAAAUGCUGCUUCAUAUAUUUAUGAAGAGAUGGAGCACAAAGGCAUAAACCCAGAUACUAUUGCAAUUAAUGCAGUGCUAGAUGGAUACUCAAGGAUGGGGAAAAUGGAAAAGGUUGAUAAUCUCUUCAUAAAGAUGCAGAGUGGUAGUCUGACCCCUAGCUUGGCUACAUAUAAUAUUCUCUUGCAUGGGUAUUCAAAGAAAAAGGAUUUGUUGAAAUGCUCUAAAUUCUACAAUAUCAUGACAAGGAUGGGUAUUUCACCUGAUAAACUAACUUGCCAUUCUAUCAUUCUUGGGCUUUGCAAGUCUGGUAUGCUGGACGUUGGUAUUAAAAUGUCAAAGAAGAUGAUCAUGGAAGAUACUUUAGUUGAUCAACUUACACUUAACAUGCUCAUCACGAAUUCAUGUGAAACUGAUAAAAUGGGAAAGGCAUUUGAUCUGUUGAAUAUUAUGAAUUUACUUGGAAUUAUUCCUGAUGUAAAUACUUACAAUGCCAUCUUUACUGGACUCAACAGAGUCUCUGCUCUCCGAGAAUCUCAUCUUCUUUUGCAUGACAUGUUGGAGAGGGGUAUUACUCCUACAAGCACACAGUGUAUUUCAUUAAUUAAUGGUAUGUGUAGAAUGGGGGAUAUACAAGGAGCAUUCAGGCUAAAAGAUGAAAUGGAAGCAAUUGGUGUGAGUUCCUGGGAUGUUGCUGAGAGUGCUAUGGUAAGAGGGCUUGCCCAGUGUGGGAAGGUUGAAGAAGCCAUGCUGGUUCUAGAUUCCAUGCUUCAGAAGCGGCUCAUUCCAACCGUCGCUACUUUUACAACUCUAAUGCACAUGCUCUGCAAGAAAGCUAAACUGUCUGAGGCUUUAAAGUUGAGGGGUAAAAUGGCGCUUUAUGGGGUGAAACUCGAUGUUGUUGCAUACAAUGUUCUCAUAUCAGGCCUUUGUGCUGAUGGUGAUGCUUUGGCUGCAUUUAAACAGUAUGAAGAGAUGAAAGAAAGGGGCCUUUGGCCCAACACCACAACCUAUUGCACUCUCAUUGAUGCUAUUUCCAUCAAUGGGGUUAGUCUCGUAAAGAGUGGAAUUCUUUUGAAGGAUUUGCAGGAGAGGGGAAUGAUAUCCUGGAAUUUUAAUGGAAGCACAGAUGAGGGUUUGAUAACUGCCAUGAAGAAUUUGAAGUCCUUGAGGCACAACAGAAGGAAAUGAUGCAAAAAUCUAGUGGAGUAGCAAUGUAAUUGGGUUGGGAAACAAAGAUUUAAGCCGCUUUAUGGAGAGCAGAAGAGGCUGGAAUGAACCUCCAUUAUCUAUCAGUUGUGCUACUCAUUAUUGGUGAAUACAUUGGUCACACUCAGAUAUAAUGGUAGUCACAUAAUAAAUAUCCUUUAAGAGAAGCUCUUGAACUAUGCCUUGACAUGUGGAAUGUGGUGCCUUUUAGAGAUUGGGGGCGUUGGUCUUAAUGUUUGAGGCUUUUAGCAAUGCCAACUUGAAUGUGCUUGUAGUACAACAUGCCACUGGAAUUUAUUGAAAAUGUUCUUGAUUAAUUAGUUGGCGGGAGGUGCGAUUGUAUCGCCUCAAAGUUUCCAGUCUCUACCUUUCUACACCUAAUAUUUCUCUUAUUAGCAGGUGCUGGAAAUUGGAACUGGCAGAAUCAACUUGAAAAUGCUCUCAUGUGGUUUAUUAGACAGUUGACAGGGUGAGGUAGAAGAAAGAUUGCUAGUGUAUCUUGAGCAAUUUGAGAAACUGGUAGGCAUAUUAAAGCAUAGAAUGUAAUUUCUCAAAAAAUAAAAAGAAGAAGAAGAAGAGGGUUGGAACAAAAUUGAAGUUGAGGGUGGAGCCAUGUCCUCCCUGCAUGUGGGUGUCAUUAGCAACUCUCUGGCACAUGCAGAAUAUCCAACAUAAAUUAGCAGGUCAGGAUUUUCUAAUCAGCACGGCCAUGUGGCCUGCAAAUCAUAUCAGGAUUGGUGAUCUAUGCCACGGCAAUAACCAACCAAUUUAUCCCGGGAAGAACAGCAAAGGUGGAGGAAGCAGCAUUUUGCCAAGUAGAGAUGAAGAUGGCUUUCGAGGGAACCAAAUCAAAGGGUACACCUUUCAAUCAGGCAAAAUACAAGUAUUGUUACAGGCGUGGCAGACAGAAUCUAGCAAUAUCAAAAGGGAUAGAGUUGCUAUGAUUGACUUUGUUGACAUUAAUUGCACUCGUGUUGUUAAUUUGAAAGGUAUAUUUCUCUAUAUUAUUAACAACCCCCCAAAAAAAAAAAGUUAUACAGCUCUCUUUCACGUUCUCCUACAGGUUCCAUCAGAAUGAGGAGUAAGAGAAGAACACCUACAGAGGGUUAUGCUUGAUAGGAGUAGAAAUAGGAAAGCAACAGGGUGGCUCUGAAUUCUGAUGGAGAAAACCAUUAUUAUUGUUAUUUAAAUAAAUUAAAAGCAUAUCCCCAAAAACACCUAACUUAGAAUUGUUUAUCAGAUCUAUAGAUCACAGUUCACAUUCUGAUGGAGAAAUAUAUGUUGCAGGUAUCUAUGGAUUAUCACUGACCA